Molecule: messenger RNA, 198 nt
Organism: Eimeria necatrix
Lineage: Eukaryota; Apicomplexa; Conoidasida; Eucoccidiorida; Eimeriidae
Exons: 2
Coding region: 1-198 (65 amino acids)
Source: RefSeq, a predicted model, not a curated record
AUGCAGCAGCAGCUACUGCGACCAGCGCUGCAGCAGCACAACCAGCAGCCCGUGCUCGACCAGCAGCAGAGCUGCAGCAGCAUCGCCCACAACAGCACUACAUAUGUGGACACCAGGAGCUGCAACAGCAAGCAGCAGGACCUGCAACAGCAGCAGCAAACCAGGAGCGGCGCUUGGGCGCCGUCCCAAACGCCCUGA